Molecule: messenger RNA, 708 nt
Organism: Chilo suppressalis (striped riceborer)
Lineage: Eukaryota; Metazoa; Arthropoda; Insecta; Lepidoptera; Crambidae
Source: the annotation of a GenBank genome assembly
AUGAGUGAACAGCUAAAGACUGUCUCUGCUAUGAACAAAUUAUACAUUGGUAACCUCCCCAUAGAAGCCGACGAAGCAGCCGUGAGACAGCUCUUCGCAGAACAAAACCUAACUGUAGCCGAUAUAUCUGUGAAAAGAGGUGGCUAUGCCUUCGUUGACUUUCCUGACCAGUCAGCAGCAGAUCGCGCAAUAGAUAAAUUACACGAAAGCUUCUCGUAUUUGUAUUUUAUCGCCCUUUACUACUUGGCGCCUAGAGUGAACUCCCCACUUAAAAUAGAUGCUACUUUGACGAGCAAGGUUUCCAGAGUUCUUUCACCGUGGCGUGGGAGUUCUUUCCCAGUUUGGGAAGGCAUAGCGCGAGUAUGGCAUGAAUGUCCCCAACCUACAAAGUGCGAGCGCCACUCAACUGAAGGACAACAGCUCAGAAUCCCCCCCUGGAGGCUGGAGUUGACGUCCACGUGUUCUCAAGAAGUUGACCGGCCGGCGAACGGAGGCGCGGCGGCGGCGUUGCUGUGGCGACGCAGGGGCGCGGGAAUCGCGGCCCCGCUUUCCCACGCCCCCGCUCCGCUUCUGCCCGCUGCCCGCGCCUUCUUGCCGGCCGAAUUUUUAACACACUACGUGCAGUCCCCGCGUGUAGUGCGUACUGGUGUACUCCGCGUGCUCGCUCUCGCGUACCGAGAACACCCGCGAAUCCCGUCCCCGUUGUGA